Messenger RNA from Bursaphelenchus xylophilus (pine wood nematode), 4627 nucleotides. The record is from the annotation of a GenBank genome assembly. Lineage: Eukaryota; Metazoa; Nematoda; Chromadorea; Rhabditida; Aphelenchoididae.
AUGUCUUCGAGACCAAAAAGAGAAGUAAAACGAAGGUCAAGGUAUAGUCCGCCACUUGAGGCGCCUCCGGUAUCAGCGGUACGACAUUUUUUAAUUAUUAAUUGAGUUUCUUUAUUUCUUGCAUUUAAUGAAUGUAUUGUUUUAGCCAACUCCGCCACCACCAGUUAAGCCUCCAAUAAAGAAGAGAACACCAGCUGGUCCUAGAAAAGGUGCGAGAAACAAUAAGGCACCAGAAACAGUUGAAGUCAAGCAUGAAUUAAAUAAUGUUGAGCUUGGAACAUCUAUACAAUCAGUAAAAGAGGUUCCGUUAGUUGUCUCAGAGGUAAAACAAGGUAAUUUUGUUUUUUCUUGACAGUUUUUUGGUUUUUAGAGUUCUCGAAUAUAAAUGCAAGCGGAGAUGCUAAAGUGGAAAAUGUGCCAAGUCAAGUUACUCCUUCUGUUAAGCCUCCCUUGACUCGAGUUCCUUCAACAUCUAGACCAAGGAGAAGUCAGAUUAAACCGGCGAGGUUUAGUCCAGUUCCAGAGCCCAAACCAGGAGUUUCUUUUGAAUUAAAUCAAGGGGGUUCCGUAGACCAUCCAUUCGCGAAGAAUACAAGUGGAUUUGAACUUCCAGACGAGAUUAUCAAGUCUGCUCUUCAUAGAAAAGUGUGUAAAUAUAAUUGUAGCUUGAUAUCUUGAUAUUUUUUACGGUUUUGUAAAACGUAGCUUUAUUUUAGAACUCAAGACCAGCUACUCCAAGUGCUGCAGCAACAAGUCAAAACAAAUCUUUGACUUUGGAUGUACAGACUUCAUCUAAAACAAUAUCUCAACCCUCUCCGGCAUCCGUCUCAUCUGCCGUUUCGGGUAUGUGAAAUGUUUAUAUUAUUGUUUUUUUUUGACUUUUAGUGAAAACAGAAUCAACUCCCGAUACGGCUCUGCCGAGGCCUCGGCUUUCUUCGAUAUUCAAAUUAGGUCGGAAGUGCGUGGAGGCUUGCAAAGAACGAUCGGAGAGUCCAAUCGUUAAAGCAGAGACCCCACCUGUUCCCAAGACUCCAGAACCUCUUCUGCAACCAUCAACUUCACACGAAACUCCCCAAAAUGGAAAUAUUUCUCUACUGCAAACUGAUACAAAAGCCGAGGAAGGGAUGGAAAUAUCGACGGAAAGUCCUAUUACUGAGCCUGGAGUUAAGAAAAAAGCAUCGAGAAGGAAGUUGGCUCCACGAGUAUUGAGUUUAUUAGGUGCAGAGGAAAUGGUGAGCAGUAGGAAACGGAGGAUCAAGCCGGUUGCCAAGUUUUCCCCUUCAAGAAACGAUGGUAAUAAGUCCAGUUUCUAUGACAGUCCACCGGUUAAAGUGCCUAAGGUGGCGCCCUUGAAGGUAUGUUGGGUUGGAUGUAAUUUUUUAAACUUGAAAUCGGAUUGGAAUGAUUUUGAUGUUGUUUUAGAUCAUCACGAACCCAGUGGACCCCGCAACUCCCUCGGUUCCCCCACCAACAGCCUGCUAUCCAUUUACUCCCGAUUUCUACUUGCCAGAUCAAACUUCACUCCAGUUGGCAUUGGAAUCUCAAAAACGACAAUAUGAAUUGGCCAAUAUUCAGAGUCAACAGGAAGCGGCCAAGAGGGAUCUGAGUACAUCAUUAUUGGAGGGAAGAAAACCCCGAAACAAGGCCUUGUCAAUAUCACAAUUUGCUCCGGAGCUGAUUAAAGGAUCCUUGGACUCGACCACUCCAAAGCCGGCUGGAUCCGGAACUGGACGGAGAGGAAGACCGGCGAGAACAAGCACUUGUGAAGGUAGGUGUCUAAAGUAAUGUCCAAAAUUGGAUUAUUUAUUCAGUUUUGAUUUUUAUGGUAGUCUUGUUAUGGUCUGAAGUUCAUUUAUUUUCAGCUUUCACCCCUCAAUCGGCCCUCCCUCGCCAACCCGCCUUCCACUAUCCACCUCAACAUGUUGAAGUUGCACAAGAUGAGGUCGCUCAACCAAAUGAUCAUGAACCAAGCCCAGAGAAGACUCCGGUGAAACCAAAGCCUUUGAAGAAGUAUCAGUCAUUUGGUACGACCAAAGCGCAGGGAUAUGCACAUCGGCCGUUCUUCGAGGAGAUGAAGGCCAGAAAAGAAUUAAAUCCACUUGCAGUUGGGCUCGUAUUUGAGAGAAAACUUGUGACACCGGAUGAUUACUUCUACCGGGAAGUCCUUAUUAGGUAAGAAGAGGCUUUUUGUGAUGAAUAGAGUGGUUUAGGUAUCACAUUUAUAUAUUAUCAGUCUGUGGGGUUGUACAAAUUAAUGUGUAUAUCAUUUUAGGCGGGAAGAUGGCCGUUCCGGGUCUGGUCGAAGAGAGGAGGAAGUGGAUAUUUUGGAAGGUGUCUCUGAAGACAAACUGGACAUAGAAGCGGAGGAGAAUGAAAUAUUGAUAAAGAAUCCUGCAUUUGAUUGUGUUGCGGAUGUCAGAAAAGAGGUUCCAUUUGCAUUUGAAGGACAAGAAGAUGAUGAUACCGAGUCACCGAUGGAGAGAAUUGAGAAAGAGUAGGUCCUGGAUCUUUUCGCAUAGUUUGACAUCGUUGUGGUUGUGUAGAUAGUGAUUUAUUAUUCUGGGUUUAGGGUCCUGGAGAUGGAUAAUCCCUAUCAAAGACAACACCUCACAACUUUGUUGGCAUAUAUAUCCAGCCAACGACUCAUUGACUUAAAUACACUUGAAGUGAAAGGUGGAUGUUCACUGUUUUACACCCAAACUUUGAAAAAUGCCUCGAGAAUGAGAGAGAAUUUGCUGUUAUAUACUGUAGCCAGAAUGGACGCCUUGACUGCAUCUCACGCCUAUUUGAUAAGGAAAUUGCCAGAUGAGUUCUUGGCCUCAUAUCUCAAUUUACUGAGGUUUUUGAAGCUGACAGUGAGUAUUCCCAAUUUACAGUUUGAGUUUAUUUUGUUUUAGGGAACUCAACUUCCGGUGUAUUUGACUGGACGAGCAACCGAACCAGAGGUUGAAAAGGGGAACGUUCACAUUGCAGAGUUUUUGGACUCGAAAUUAACGGAUCCUGGAACAAGAUUCAACAAGGUUUUACAGGUAAGAAUUGGGUUUUAUUAGAAUUAAUGAUUAAUGGACGGAUGAUAAAUAUAUAAGUCUAAUCAACUUUUAAAAUUUUAGAUAAAUCCGAUCCCCGGAGUCUCCUUGGUCCUGGUGUACCCUCAAAUCAUUUGUGGAAAUCAAGUCAUCAACAAACAUGCCCAUGAAAAUAUGUUUAGAAAUCUUCUCCCAGCUGCGAUCAGAUGUGUAGAGAAAGUUGAACUCAGAUUCUCAUCGAUGGUCGACUCAAAAACCUUGACUCACAUGUGUUUGGAGAUGAUCAGACAGAGGGUCAAGGAGAUCGCCAAGAGAAGAGCGGACGAUCAUAUUUUCUUGGCUGGAUGGGGAACAAGUUGUUUGUUAAAUAUUCAGGUAAAGAAUGAAAUGCGUGAUUAUAAUGAGUGUUUUAGGCGAUAAGAAAGAUCUCAGGAGUCAGCGGAGUCCUCAACUUUGCAUUCCCCAUGAAAAAUCACAUCGGAGUCAGAGGGGUGAGUAAUCUUUGAUGGCUUUUGAUGUAAUAGUUAUAGGAUGAAAAUAUUAAUUAGCUUUGUUUUAGACAGUGGAUGACAAUAUUUGCAUUACGUAUUGCCCUUCGCUGUUUGUUGUGGGGGAGAAUGCCUCAAACUGUGACAUCCAAGAAAUGCAGGAGAUGAGACAAAAUAUGAUUUGUGAUUCUGGGCUGAUUGUGAUCGGAAAUGCGGACAAGAAUCUUUAUGUAUCCCCAACGGCAUUAUCCAUCGAAAGAGCGAGCCAGCAUUGCGUGGAUCGACUUAUUUUGGUGAAUUUUUGUUGUUUUUUAGUUGAGCGAUCUCUUGAUGUCAAGUGGAAUAUAAAUUAAUACGCUAAAUGUUUUGCAGGAGCACACCACUGACUUUAUUAAGCAAGUGGUGGCAGAGGGAGGAUUGUCAGUCAAGGAUAAGCGACAGUUCUUGAAACCCGUGAAACUGCCCUCUCAAUUCGAAGUUGAUGUGAAUACUUUAAAGGGAAGAGCGAGUGGUGUUAUCGGAACAAACAAGGGCAAGCCGGUCAAAGGAGCACUGGUCAAGAAGGACUCUUCGUAAGUUUGAGUUUGGUUUGGGAACGUUUUGAUUGUUUUUAUUUUAAUUUAUGGAAGAUUGAGUGCCUAAAAUUAUAUUUUUGUUCAUAUUUUUUGUUGCAGUGUCAAUCUGGACAGCGUAAUGCCGCCAAUUGUCUCCAAAUACAAGCCCGUCCAGCCCUACACAGGAGCUCCUCGAGGCCGGCCACCAAAGAAUGCACAAAAACCCAAACCUCCGAUGAUUUCCCCGGCUCUUGGAGUAGCCAGAAACGCAUUUACUCAAGUCCUAAAAAGAACAACCGGCACAGUCCAACAUGUGGAACAUCGAAUCCAUCCUGCAGCCUCAAGGAUUCUUCAGCCAGGAGUUCAUGGCCAAGCCCAGAGAGUUCUGUUGCCUCCAGUUCGAAGGGAAGAACGUCCGAUUAUCCAUCAGCCGAGGCCUCCCCCGCCUCCCCAGCCUUCGCAAUCCGAAGCUGCUCGACUCCAAGCCCUCAGCGAUGAAGCCGCUGCUGCCGCAGCUUCUCUUCAGAACCUUUUCGGACAAGAUGAAGCUGAAUUCUGA